Alosa sapidissima (American shad) is the source of this 3351-nucleotide messenger RNA. It is a transcript of the gene idh3b, whose product is annotated as isocitrate dehydrogenase (NAD(+)) 3 non-catalytic subunit beta. The coding region runs from base 71 to 1231 and encodes 386 amino acids. The transcript has 11 exons. Gene Ontology annotation, molecular function: magnesium ion binding; NAD binding; oxidoreductase activity, acting on the CH-OH group of donors, NAD or NADP as acceptor. The record is from RefSeq and is a predicted model, not a curated record. NCBI's taxonomy places the organism in Eukaryota, Metazoa, Chordata, Actinopteri, Clupeiformes, Clupeidae. Gene Ontology annotation, cellular component: mitochondrion. Gene Ontology annotation, biological process: isocitrate metabolic process; tricarboxylic acid cycle.
UUGCACUUCCUUUUGUCGAGUCAGACGCUUGCGCACUUGGAACCGCGCUCCUAGAAACCGCAUUGUAUCCAUGAUGGCUGCUGCCUUGGGACGGAGUCUUGUAACAUUGGUCAAGGGUGCCAGUGUUCCCCUGUGGCAGCCCGUGAGCGCGAGAGCCCUCAGUCUCACCGCGUGUCGCAAUGUCCCCGAGGCUCCCCCAGCUCGGGCUGACAGCACCUUCAAGGUUACCAUGGUACCUGGAGAUGGCGUCGGACCCGAGCUCAUGACUGCCGUCAAGGAGGUCUUCAAGGCUGGUGAUGUUCCGGUCGAGUUCGAGGAGUUCCACCUGAGCGAGGUCCAGCACAUGGCCAGUGAGGAGAAGCUGGACCAGGUGCUGACCUCCAUGAAGACCAACAGGGUGGCCAUGAAAGGGAAGAUUCACACUCCCAUGGAGUUCAAAGGAGAGCUGGCGUCCUACGAGAUGAGGCUGAGGAGGAAGCUGGACCUGUUUGCCAAUGUGGUCCAUGUGAAGAGUUUGCCUGGUUACAGCACACGCCACAACAACCUGGACCUGGUCAUCAUCCGCGAGCAGACGGAGGGAGAGUACAGCUCUCUGGAGCACGAGAGUGUGACCGGUGUGGUUGAGUGUCUAAAGAUCAUCACUCGUGUGAAGUCUCGCCGCAUCGCCAAGUUUGCGUUCGACUACGCCACCAAGAACGGCCGCAGCAAGGUCACUGCCGUGCACAAGGCCAACAUCAUGAAACUGGGUGACGGCCUGUUCCUGCAGUGCUGUGCAGAGAUCGCUGAGCUGUACCCCAAAAUCAAGUACGAGAACAUCAUCAUCGACAACUGUUGCAUGCAGCUGGUGCAGAACCCAUACCAGUUUGAUGUGCUUGUGAUGCCCAAUCUCUAUGGCAACAUCAUUGACAACCUGGCCGCUGGGCUGGUGGGCGGAGCUGGGGUAGUGCCCGGGGAGAGCUACAGCGCCGAGUACGCCGUGUUUGAGACGGGAGCGCGGCACCCGUUUGCCCAAGCAGUGGGCAGGAACAUCGCCAACCCGACCGCCAUGCUGCUGAGUGCUGCCAACAUGCUGCGCCACCUCAAUCUGGAGUAUCACUCCAACAUGGUCUCCGAGGCUGUCAAAAGGGUCAUCAAGCAGGGCAAGGUGAAGACGCGAGACUUGGGCGGGUAUGCCACUACCACUGACUUUGUGCAAGCCGUCACGGCCAACCUCCGCCACCGGCCAGUUUAAUGAAGAACCACAGGCGCCCACUGAGCCCCCCACCCCCCCCACCCCACCUGCCGCAUGCCGUGGAAGUGCCCCUGGGAUGCCCCGAGUAGGCGCACCUGGGAUGCCCCGAGUAGGCGCACUUCAACUACACAGUUUACUGGGAGCUCCUCACUCAGCUCCACUUCACUCAGGAGGGGCGUCACCCUCUCCAUUUCCUGUUUCUAGUCUCUCAGAUGAGCGAAAGGUUCCUUAGGGCCCUCUCCCUCAUAGAACAACCGUUCGCAGACCCUUGCAGAACCUAAGCACCCUUAAGAGUCGUAGGUUAGUGUUCCAAGUUAAGUAAAAGAUGUAAGGGUUUCCUCUUGGAACCCGUUCUGCUAUGAUCAUACGCCCAGGAGAACCUUAAAGCAGUUUUAGAUAGCGGUUUUCUAUUUAAAGACUGAUUGUUCCACAGUCUCUGGAUCAGGCGAUCUGAUUGGUGCUGUGAUGAACCCGCUCACUGCUCGGAUUCUUUCCACUUCCUCCUCUCUGUGUGUCUUUCUCUCUCUCCCUUCGCUCAUCUCUUCUCUACUUCUGCCCCUUCCUCCUCUCUGUGUGUCUUUCUCUCUCUCCCUUUGCUCAUCUCUUCUCUACUUCUGCCACUUCCCUCUGAGUCUCCUGUCUCGUGUGUGUGUGUGUGUGUGUCUGUGUCCUCCUCCCCUGCAGUGUGUCCUGUGUGUACCUUCUUAUACUGUCUAUCUGUCUUAUUGGGUUUUUUGCUUUGGGUCUCUUCUCCCAGAUGACCCGUGUGUGUGUGUGUGUGUGUUGCUUUGGGUCUCUUCUCCCAGAUCACCCGUGUGUGUGUGUCCUUCUCCCAGAUCACCCUUGUCUGCAUGGCUCUCUAUACCUGCUACGUUGUCGGAACCGGAGAUAGAUUUCUGCUCUCGUGUGUGUGUGUGUGUGUCUGUGUCUGAGUGUGUGUGCUGUAGUCUGUCAGAGGGAACGGAAGAGCUAAGCCAGUGCUCUGAUCAAAGAUUCCGCUGCCACUGUGAAAGAUCCUAUCUACAGAUCUACAGUCAGUCUUUUCCUGAAUCAGACCGUCAGCUGUGACGUACAUCAGCCCUCCCUGAUUGCAGAGCAGGAGUGUCUGUGUGUGUGUGCGUGCGUGUGUGCGUGCGUGCGUGUGUGCGUGCGUGUGUGCGUGCGUGUGCGUGCGUGUGUGUGUGUGUGCGUGCGUGUGUGCGUGUGUGCGUGCGUUGGUGUGUGUGUGUGUGUGCGCGUGCGUGCGUGUGUGCGUGCGUGUGUGCGUGCGUGUGUGUGUGUGUGCGUGCAUGCUUUUAGAUGAAUGGCCUACUAGCUUUGCUUCUAGUUUUGUCUUCUUUAUGCCUUUGUCUUCUUUCUCUUCGCUAUUUUAGUGAAUUGUAAUGAUCUAUACGACCCCCCACAUUCCUUUACUACCUCAACUCAGGGCUACACUCUCCCAGCAUCUUCUUUAUGAAAUCUCUCUCUCUCUCUCUCUCUCUCUCUCUCUCUCUCUCUCUCUCUCUCCUGUUCCCUCUGGUCAGUUCUGACUCUCCUGAGCUGAGUCACACAGGGCUUUCAUACCUGAUCUUCCACUCACCCGCUAUCACUGGUCCAUUCACUGGGCAACCAGCCAAUGACCAGUAGCCUACCAAAUGACGCAGUAUUAGCUGUUGCCAUAGAAACUCCUAUAGAACAUUCUCAAUUAGUCAAUGACUGCUUCUGAUUGGAUAGCAGCUGGUCCAAUGACGUGCUCUGUAAAUGCAGUGGAACGGUCGUCAUCUGUUGAUGGUGUUUCCCGCUGUGUCGUAAUGCUAACGGAACAUUUUUAUCUGUAACAUUGCUGCUAGCCAAUGCUUUAGCAUUUGUGCUUUAAAAAAAAAAAAACUCUUCUGUCUUAAACUGAUACUGUACAUAACUGUCUUUGUUAUAACGGUUUCCUAUGUUGGGUCAUUUCUAGUGUAGAGGUCCACUGGUUUCUUAGUGUUUGCAGGUAAUCACUGUACGGAGACAGUAGCAAUCAUGAGUCAGUCUCAUCAGCCAGAGUCAUCUCAGGGGCACAGCGUAUGUUGUUCAUGCUGUUGCCUAUGCCAUAUCAUGCUGUUGAACAGUCAAAUAAACAAUAAAUUAACCGAAGCUUC